Stereum hirsutum FP-91666 SS1 is the source of this 1268-nucleotide messenger RNA. Its product is annotated as alpha/beta-hydrolase. NCBI's taxonomy places the organism in Eukaryota, Fungi, Basidiomycota, Agaricomycetes, Russulales, Stereaceae. Bases 112 to 1101 code for a protein of 329 amino acids. The transcript is spliced from 11 exons. The record is from RefSeq and is a predicted model, not a curated record.
CGGCUUGCCAGCAUUCGCCAAACGCGAUGAGCGUGCAUGAUAUGAUGGGGCUCACAGUCACGUUCGACGACAAUAACCACCUUCAACUUGUUACAGAACUGAAUCGUCGGCAUGGAAGAUAUCAAAAAACUAAUCCACAAUAAUGGCUGUGCCUUCGAGCUCGGUUUGGACGCGACUUUUCGGAGUAUGUAUGAGCCCCUGUAUAAAGAGGCGUCCCCAGAGGUUGUAAAGCAGGUCAAGGACGUUCGAUACGGUCCAGCAGAUCGGAACUUUCUGGACGUCUAUGUUCCUCUUUCAGGCUCACCUGGGAAGGCCGUUAUUAUUUUCGUCCACGGAGGAGGUUUCUUUAGUGGUGAUAAGGCAUGGAGUGAUAAGGUCUAUGCUAACAUAGGGAACUAUUUUGCCGAGAAAGGGAUCAUUGUCGUGGUCGGCAACCAUCAGCUCGUCCCCGACGCCACAUAUCCUGCAGGGGCAGAUGAUAUUCAGCAGACUCGCGAAUGGGUGUUCAGCAAUAUCGCAUCAGGAACGUAUGGUCAAGGAGACCCAAACCAGGUCAUCCUCUUCGGGCAUUCAUCUGGCGGCGCACAUAUUGCUUGCAACGUAUUCGCAGCUGGCGAUCCGACACGACCCAAAGUCGAUCCUUUGUUUCCUCCAAUCGCCGGACUCGCGCUCUUUUCAGUUCCUUGGUGGUUCGACAUCAAGAAGCCUUUGCGACGAAAGAUCAUCGGACAGUACUAUGGAACGGACGUUGAAGAGGAGUGGGAGCCUUUCUCACCACUUGGUCUCUUCAAGCGUCUUCCGGCUGGAUCAUCGUUGGUUGAUCCCAACGUACUGCCAAUACUCCUCGGGAGCGUCAAGUAUGAAGUCAAAGAAACAGCAGACGGUCUCGUUUUGUUCUUCAACGAGUAUCGCGCGAGAAGCAGCCCAACCGGAGCGCUCCCUCUGAUCCAUGUUCUCGACAAUCACAACCAUCUCAGCAAUAUACUCUCCAUAGGGUCCGAAGACGAAGCUCAAGCGAGGGCCAUCUUGGAGUUCGUACGGACCUGCGCCGCGAAAGUUGUUGCACGAGCUUCUGGUUCCGGCGAUUCUGUGAAGUAUUGAUCCCGAAUGAACGUCAUCAAAGGGUUGUUCAGCGCUGACUGGCCACAUAGAAAAACCUCAGAGACAACGGCGAAGUUGUGAUGUGAGGGGACUUGCUUGGCGACUCGACGAUAUAUCUGAUGUAAUGAAACGAAGAUAUAACAUCCGGUAUACAACAAUUGCAUUUU